Uranotaenia lowii is the source of this 378-nucleotide messenger RNA. RefSeq lists its product as uncharacterized. Lineage: Eukaryota; Metazoa; Arthropoda; Insecta; Diptera; Culicidae. The record is from RefSeq and is a predicted model, not a curated record. The transcript has 2 exons. Bases 1 to 309 code for a protein of 102 amino acids.
AUGUCAAAACACGUGGCUGAGUUGGCCCGGGUUUUGAAAAAAUCUCCCGGGACUCCUCGGGACUCGUCGGAACGUUCGGAGAUGGCACCUGCUCUGAUGGUAAUGAAGCUGUAUGGCAAUUUUUGGCAGCUUCAGACGAGGGCGCAAAAUCGAAGCUGCGGAGCUGCGAUAAACGAAGCGCAGAAAAAUAAUGAUGGAAACGGUAGCAACACUGUGGCCACUAUAGGUAACAUCAACCCUACCGGUCUAUAUCCUCGGCACCAUCUCAGCAUCUCGGGAACAUACUGCCUCAAUAGAACCGCUUAUUAAGUGCACGUUUUUGGUGUAGUGUGAUUUUUAAAAAAUAUUGUAAUUAAAUGUUGAAUAAACAAACUCGAG